AUGCCCAAGAUUCAAGAUCAUCAAAUAACGUCAAACCCUACUCCUCUGAAAAUCUGUACUGCAUCUUCUGCCAUCCUGGAAACUGCCCAAGAUGUCUCAAGAAAAAGAAAAAAGUCUGAGAAUAGCCCUAAAACAGGAAAAAGUGAAGAUCUCAACCCCACUUACAUGGACCCACAAGAGCAUAACAACAAUCAAAAAAUCAAGCGGAAGUCCUGGCGUAGGGCUAGUAUGAAAGAAACAAAUCGUUGGAAGUCACUGCCUCCCUUUCACCAGGGUAUCACAGAGCUCAGCAGAUCUAUAAGCAUAGUCUUGGCAGAAAGCAAAUGCCUUGGCUGUCUUCUACUCUCCAGUUUUCAGUUUUCUGCAAAGAAACUUGAAUUUUUUCUGAAAGACGUUGAUGGCAUCAGUCUUGAUACUUUUAGAGAGAGAGUGUCUUCAAUUUCUGAAGAAUUUAAGCAUUUUACAAAGAGACUAGAAGAUGAUGGGACCUUACAAAAAUGCUCUAAAGAAUCAAAAGGGCAGUCAACAGACAUUGCCUUGGAAGCAUCAAUGACAGAGAUAAAAGAAUAUAUAGCCAGGCUUUCUUUGGAGUGUAUGAAUUGGGAUCAACUACUGCUACAUCAUCAGAAAAUAGCUGAAGAAAUAUCCAGGACACUAGAGGAAGCCAAAAUAACUGAUGUACACAUAGACCCUGCUCUGUAUCUUCAAUCUUCACAAAGUGAAGUUCUUAGCACAAAACCUGAUUACCAGAAAAUACUAGACAGCCAGAAUGAGGUUUUCAACUGCAUGGAGAUGGUGAUGGAUGAACUACAAGGAUCAAUAAGACUAUUGUAUUCUUUUAUGGAAACUACUACCCAGUUCUUCAAGAAGGUGUCAAUGCAGCUUGGAAAAAGGACUGCCCAGCAGUUGGAAACCUCACCAAUUCGAAAACUGCUCAAUCCUCAGCUACAAAAACCAUCUCUCACACACUAAGGUUCUGCUAAUGAUCACAGUCUUCAUAUAUUUCCUCCAAAUUGUCAUUCAGAUGGUUGCAGAUGAGAAGAUGCUGCCUUUUAUGGAAUGAUUAUAAAUUAAUGGGACACUUUUUCAAACAGGCACCAGCACUUAACUACUAUUGAGUGUUCAUUUAUAACUUCCUUUCCAGAGUUCACUGAUACAUGCCUUUACUCAAGAUAGUUUUGGAAUUUGGAUUUAUUUUUAUUUGGAUAUUAUUUGGAUAAUGACACAUCUUUAUUUUUUUUUCUUAUGUGACUCUAUAGGGAAUUCUUAAAAUGUUUGGAUUAAUAACAUCACUAAAGUAGAUCAGUGGCCCCUAAAGGAACUGACUUUGAAGGAUAAAUAUAAUUUGCUUUAAUAUUGUGUCUCAU
Molecule: messenger RNA, 1367 nt
Organism: Gracilinanus agilis (Agile Gracile Mouse Opossum)
Lineage: Eukaryota; Metazoa; Chordata; Mammalia; Didelphimorphia; Didelphidae
Product: kinetochore-associated protein DSN1 homolog
Exons: 1
Coding region: 1-972 (323 amino acids)
Biological process (GO): cell division; mitotic sister chromatid segregation
Cellular component (GO): MIS12/MIND type complex
Source: RefSeq, a predicted model, not a curated record